Messenger RNA from Westerdykella ornata, 1480 nucleotides. RefSeq lists its product as uncharacterized. The transcript has a single exon. The record is from RefSeq and is a predicted model, not a curated record. The coding region runs from base 426 to 983 and encodes 185 amino acids. Lineage: Eukaryota; Fungi; Ascomycota; Dothideomycetes; Pleosporales; Sporormiaceae.
CUCAUCCAGAUCACAUCGAUCCUAGCAACGGGGUUAUCAACCUCCCCUUCCGCGGGCAUGUCAGGGUGCUUAGAGACUGAUACGGUCCCUCACCCAUAAUCCUACAAAAGGGAAGCCCGUCUGACUAUUCUUACCAGCUAUCGCGCUUGCGAUUGGUAUCCUCAUUCCCUGGAACGGUUCACAAUAUCCGACGCCGCUUGCCCAAACCUUUCACCGACUCUCAUUUUACAGUUCCACUUUUCACCUCUCAUUUAGUAUCGCAUGCCUUUACAAACGCCCCAGCUGGCUAGAAUGCUAUCUAAUUUCUUCCCCUCACUUCACUGCAGUUCUUCAGGGCAGCUUACACCACCUCUUCCUCUUCACCACGCGUGUUCCGAAAGAGUAGCGCCAACCCAGCCGCAGCAACACCUGCCUCGACCAUCACCAUGUCGAGUGCCGGGGAAGCCUCGCGAAGCAACGCCCCAGCUCUCAACGCCGUAUUGCAAUUCCUCAAGGAGAAGAUCGAUCCGCUGGACGCCUAUCACUCCACAGCCGACAGCAAGAUCCGCGCUCUCCAAGAACUAGUCGAGCAGCUCUCCGACGCUUCCUCCGUCAUCGACGUCCAGGCAAUCGAAAUCGAGGGCCAUGAACUCGUCGCUGCUUACGAAUCCAACCAGAAGGACUGGAAGGCUGAAAUCGACAACUUCGAUCCGGAGCCGGUGAUUGAAUUUUUGAAAAGUGCGGGGAUAGUGGAGCAGAGGGCCAGACCCUGGAUGGAAAGGCAAUGCGGUGAUAUAAGGCGGGAUUAUACGGACUACGAAGAGGAUUUCGGCGUGGAGCUGGUCAAGAAGUGGUUCAGAAUGCACAUCUCUAUCAGGAAGAGGAUGAUUCAGAAUCGGAUCAGCGGGGAUGACGAAGGCCCGACCAUGAGGAGACCGCUGGCAGUGCUGUGGGAGGAUACAGAGCAACUGGGAGAGAAUGGCGAGCAGGGACGAGAGAUUUGAACGGCAUAUGAUGCGUCGAGCGCUGAUUUGCUGUGAAGUACGCGCUCGGCGACAAGUUAGCCUAUGGUAGGCAAAGAGUGAAGUUGUUUCUACAUGUUCGAGAAGAUCUGUUCUAACUCACUUACGUUCCCUCCGAUGCUCGGAUGGAUUUGUCGGCUGCAGAAUCAAAAUAUAUAGCUCAGGCAGGUACUUAACGGUCCCUCUCUCGUUUUCAAGCGCUUUCUGAACUUCUCGCAGAUACCGAACCUAUGCCGACACACUGGCUCACUUCAGCAAGUAUGAAUACCGCCUCCUAAUGGUGUUCCGCGCACAGUAUAAUUUCAAGACGGCAUUACUGUAGCCAUCGCAUCGAUUUGACGAAGGAGCGGUUCCAUGCUGGAGCUCAUGCUUUAGUUAGGAUAUCUUCAUCGAUAAGAAGAGGUAAAAAUGUACUGGAGGGUUAGAGUUCAUGGUCAAAUGACUCCACGUACAGUGGUUCACACUAUUUCGAUGUGCAG